Molecule: messenger RNA, 1220 nt
Organism: Pseudocercospora fijiensis CIRAD86
Lineage: Eukaryota; Fungi; Ascomycota; Dothideomycetes; Mycosphaerellales; Mycosphaerellaceae
Exons: 2
Source: RefSeq, a predicted model, not a curated record
CAAAAGUCCGCCUCUCGCCUUCGAGAAGACUCCCAACGACGCUCUCGUGCCGCCUGUCGCACCUCCACCGCAUGCCGCUGAACUGCCCAAGUCUCCCUCGGCAGCCAUGGGUCGCCUCAGUCCGCUAUCCGAAAGUCCCUUGGACUUGCAAGCGAUUAUCGAGAAACAAGCCGAGGCAAUCAAGCAUCUACACAUAGCCUUCGCGGUGGAGAGGGAGUCGUGGGAGUUGGAGCGCAAGAGCUUCUACAACCGCAUUGCCAGUCUUGAACAGCUACUCAAGAAUGGCGAGCACCAUAGCCCGGCCAAAUCGCCUAUUCUUUCGCCGUUGAACGGAUCCGCCAUUGUAUCACCGCAGGCGAGACCAGCACACGCGACAUUCUCCUUACCUACCAUUGCUGAGCAUGAAAAUAUCUCGCCGUUGGCAGCAAGGCGGGAUGGCGCCCCACAAACGAUAGAGCUUCCAACGAUGCGUGCGCGGCCCGUUGAGCACGAAAGGCCAAGACAAAGCGCAGUCAAUUUUAUGAAUGCGGAAGGUAUCAAGGUUGAGGAAAUCCCUCCCGCCAAGAGCUCGCAUGGCCUUUCACCUCCUCCGCCCAUGAACCGCCACAUGGCAGGCCAUACGCCCAUCAAAGCUCCCAGGCCGCCAACUCCUCCGCCACAAAACAUGUCCAUGGAUGGCAUCGAGGAUACUCCGACUCGCCACAAUACGCACAUCAACACACUCCUUACCCAGCACAGUGACGACGACGAAGACGAUAUGCCAUUGAAAGGACCUCUCCAUCUGCCAGAAUUGCCUCACCAACCGGAUGCCACCAACUUCACACUUGAUGCUUUGACGCACCGGUUAGAACACAUCGAAAAGCAUCCCGAUGCGGACGAUGCAAGGCCCACGGUGUAUAGUCGUCCUACUCCUGGCGUUGGUUCGCCUGCGAACGAAGUCGAGAACAAGGCUAGUGAUGAGACCAGCCCGAGUACGAAGGCAAAGCUAGACGAAGCGCCCUUCGCACCUGUUGGAACCAUGGCUUCCGACAUCCCACCACAGUCUCAUACCUCCGACAUCGGUUCCAAGCUGGCCUCACCCGACGGCCAUCCCUUAUCGCCACAAGAAGCGCACGAAGCGAAAGUCCACCAAGAUUUCGAGCAAGGCGGCAUUCGUCUGAAGAAGAAAACGAGCACGAAUUUUGGUGCACCUUUUGGAUCCCUAGCAGGAUUUCCACUCA